Molecule: messenger RNA, 1280 nt
Organism: Aspergillus steynii IBT 23096
Lineage: Eukaryota; Fungi; Ascomycota; Eurotiomycetes; Eurotiales; Aspergillaceae
Exons: 2
Coding region: 383-1207 (274 amino acids)
Source: RefSeq, a predicted model, not a curated record
AUUUGUUUGCAGACUGAUUGAAAUAAGACAGCAUAAUAACAACACACCAAGUUCAGAAUUAACCAGUGUUUUCUAGAACAUACAGAGUACUUCAAUGGGCUGAUUCCUACCUCCUGCCAGCUUGACCGGGAUCUGCACCUUGGCACAUUGACGUCAUCGAUAUCCCACCCAUUCGAUCAUUUGCCUGGUGAAAUUUCCUCUUCACUCGGCCAUUGACAUCCUGGUCUCUGCCAAUCCCUCCAUUGCCCCUGUUUAACUUUCUCUUUGCCUUGCGGGACUUUUGUCCAAGACUGACCAACCUGACUGGUCAACCAACCCUCACAAAUUGGAUCGACAACCCUCUCAGCUAGAACAGAGACGUUGCACAAAGUCAGUUCGCAGCAUGGCCAGCCAUGAACCUCUGCAUGGAGGCUGUCUCUGCGGUCGCAAUCAAUACCACAUUCACAUCCCCAACAAUGUGGCUGAACACGCAGAGAUCUACUUUGACAGCGGUCGGGAUAAUCGACGAAUCCACGGAACUCCACUUACAGCAUGGCUCCGAGUCCCUCUAUCCUGGUACCAGUCUCACACCCAAUCGUUCUUUCCGGACGAAACGCACGGAACCAUCCGACGCAUCUUCUCGCCUCAUCAUGCCCCGCAUACGCAGCGCGUCUUCUGCGGCUUCUGCGGCAGCCCCCUUACAUACUGGAGCGAAGAACCCCGCGAAGACGCCGAGUACAUGUCCGUGACGAUUGGUAGUCUCGACGCUGACGAUCAACGCAUGCUGGAGGAUCUGGACCUUCUUCCUGGGUCGGAAUCUUCCUCGGAGGAACAAGAAGACGACGAGGAAAAUGAUGAGGAGGAGGAUGAGGAAGAGAAGGGUGUAAUUGAUGCUUCGGCACCGCGCGCUACUUCUACGGUUGUCGUGCCUCCUUCGCGAGGGGAAGGAAACAUCUCGCGGGCUUAUCGCCAAGGCACGGUAGGUGGGAUUCCGUGGUUUGAGGAAAUGAUCGAGGGAAGUCGACUGGGACGGGUGAUGAAAGGAAGACGAGGCAUGGGGGUCAGUGAUGAUAAUUCGACGACGAUAGAGUGGGAGGUUAGUGAGUGGACAAAUGAUGAUACUGGCUUGGCUCAGGCUGGGUCGACUAGAUCAUCUGGGAAGAGGAAGCGCGGACAUACUAAUGUGGAGGAGAUCGAACAGCCUAGCAAACGAACUGAAUCCCCCUGAUACUUGAGUAGACGCCCUGGGCGUGGAAAUUGCUGAUAGCUAGUUGAUGCAUAAUGACAUACUUGAAUGCCUU